Molecule: messenger RNA, 5049 nt
Organism: Calliphora vicina (urban bluebottle blowfly)
Lineage: Eukaryota; Metazoa; Arthropoda; Insecta; Diptera; Calliphoridae
Gene: hoe1
Product: hoepel1
Exons: 12
Coding region: 1651-4122 (823 amino acids)
Biological process (GO): transmembrane transport
Cellular component (GO): membrane
Source: RefSeq, a predicted model, not a curated record
UUAUUUAGUUUGCAACUUUCAUUGAAAACGGUAGUCUUUUGAAAAUUCCUCUACAGUCAAGUUGACGUUUGUAAAAUAACGCUUCUUCUUAGUUUGAAAAUACAUAAUAUAAAUUCAACAGCAACAACAACAACAAUAAACUUAAUAUUACAACAAUAAUAAGAAAAUAGAAAAACAAAAUAUCGUGCUUUUUUUUCCAAGAGAGAUUUUUCAAAGUGUGUGUUUGUGUAGUUUUCAUUGUUUUUGUGAAUUUUUAAGGCGGUUGCAAAAAAAAAAACGCAAGCAGCUACAGCAAAUUGCAAUGAAACUUAAGAAAACGUGUUGAAAAAGAAAAUUUUUAACGGUAUUCAAGAAAUAAAAUUUAAACGAUACAGACAAACUCAGCCAGGCAACCAGCAACGGCCAGUAAUGAAAACGUGUCAACAGCAAUUGAACGGCAUUUUCAAUUAAACGCUGGCCGAAACAAGACCAUAAAAGUAACGAAAGCGUUACUUUUAACAAACCAAACAAACCAGUGAAAUAUUUAUUUUAUAUUUCCUUAUAGGUUGGAUACAAGAAUAAAAGAAACAAAAAUUAAAGAGAAAAUGUUCAAAUAAUAAAAAGAAACAAAAGCCAUAAACAAAAAUAAAAAUAUUUAAUGGCCAACGAAGCGUAUGAGUGACAUUUUAAUAUGAAUUUUAAAUAAAAGCAAAUUCUGCAAUAAACUUAACAGUAAAACACAUUUGCAUAAAAAAUAUUUGGUUAAAAGUGUUAAAGAAAUAAUUUCAAGUGAAAUGUUUUAAACCCCCCACCUAACAAGCAGGAGGAGGUGGCGAAGAGACUUUACAAAAUUUAGAAGAAAUAAAAUAAAAAAAAUUUACAUAAAACGUAAAAGGAAACGGAAAAGAAGAAAACAAAAAUGUACAAAAGAAAGGUUUAAAAAAAAAUACUAAGAUUGAAAUCAUUUUGACGUAAUUUUUGUGUUUUUAUUCCACACAAAUUCUUUUUUCUUAAUGUGAUAAAUUUAACAUUAAGAAAACAAAUUUAAGCUUUUAACAAAAAACAAAUAGAAACAAAAAAGAAAAAGUGCUGUAACCAACACAACACAACUAAUAGUACCUGGCUUUAUUUAAAUAACCAAUAAAUUAAAUAUUAACUAAAUAACAAACGAAAAAAAUAAACAUUUAUUAAGAAAUAAUCGUUCUUAAUUAAUAAGAAUUGUUUUUAAUAAAUAAAAAAAAACCUCAAUAUAAAACUCAAAAGAUAAUUUAAUUCAAUAUUAAAUUAGCAACGAAGCAUAUCUUACAAACAUUUUAAAUCAUUUUAAUUACGCGGGCUCUAAUUUAACUAUUCUCGCUCUCAUUUUUACUCACAACAACUACAUAAGUACAACUACAACAGCAUUCCAUGUUUAUGCUAAUAAAUUUAUUUUUACUGUGAUUUACUAAGAAAACCAACAACAACUACAAUAAGUUGAUCACUAUCAUUGAGUAUUAUAACGUUAUUAACAAUUAUUCUCUCUUUCUCUGGUGUAAAACUCUCCAUUAACGUGUGAGCAAGAAGAAGAGAGUUCGUGCAAAUUUUUUAAUUGUUGUUUUUGUUAGCUUAAAACAACUGUUCACUACAAGGGUUACCAAGAUUAGCCACAUAAGCAACAAUAUAUCCCUAACAAUGCGCGUCAAAGUGGGCAAACGUAUAUGGCUGAAAAGGAGACGUUCAAAACGUGAAAGUUUUCCAAAACCCAGUGAAGUUACAGAAGGUGCCUUACAAGUAUGGCGCACAUUACCGGAACGUAUUAGACAAGAUCCAAGUUUAGCCUCAUUUCGUCAAGAACAUGAACGUUUACAUGGCUAUGAACCCGGCGAUGUUGAUCCAUUGCCCAAUGAUGACAUUGAUGACCAUGAACAGAACAAUGGCAAAAUCAUGGGAGACGGUGUGGAUGGUGGUCAUAACAAAAAUACAAAUACAUUUUCACAAAUUGGCAUUAAUGUCACCAACGAAAUGGGACAAGUUCGCAUUUUAGAUGGCCGUGAUGUCGAGAAUAACAAUGAGGAUCAACAGGACGACACCGAACAUCAGGGUAAUUCAAAGGUGAUAAAAUAUUUAAUUUGGUUUAAAAUUGCGAUACUCCUGGUGGUUUGGGGUGUUUUUACGGCGUUUCUAAUGUCAACAAAUGAACAUGUGGACGAAUUGAAAUUGAUUAGUAUACCUAAGAAUGGUACCGUACGAGUAUUCCCCGUCAACACCGCCGAACUUAUGCGAAUAGGCCUCAGUCUGACGGGUCCCUUCAAACUGCAGGAAGCUGACGCUGUAACAGAUACAAAACAACGAUCACCACCUCUACUCGAGGUGUACGUGGAACGUGCCUAUUUCAAUGAAACCGGUGACAGAGCCUACGAUGAAAUUGUUUCGAAAAUUUGGAAAUUAGAUUUAGUGUAUCCCGAAUACAUGGACUCGACGCGAGAAACUAAGAAGGUUCAUCAAUUUGAUAUUAAGAGCUUGCAUGAAGACUAUCGAAAUUUCACCAAUCAAACCGAAUUGACGCUACACUUUGUCUCGAGCAUAGAAGCUGAAUUACCGGUCCAACUGAGCAUAGAUGAAUCGCCGAUUUAUAAGAAGGAGGGUGUUAUCUAUGCCGCCGUAGUGCUGUGCGGUUUAUAUAUCAUGAUCAUUUGGGAAAUUGUAAAUCGUACAUUUGCCGCCAUUAUCGCUUCCACAUUAUCGGUGGGUAUUUUGGCCGCCUUGAAUUCAAGACCUUCCAUGGUCACCAUUAUGGGUUGGAUUGAUGUGGAGACCUUGUUGUUGCUGUUUGGUAUGAUGAUUUUGGUGGCUAUUUUAUCGGAAACGGGUGUUUUUGAUUAUUUGGCAGUGUAUGCCUAUAAAAUCACUAAUGGUCAUGUUUGGCCCUUGAUUAACUGUUUAUGUCUAUUUACCGCGGUUUUAUCAUCAUUCUUGGAUAAUGUUACCACUGUUUUACUAAUGACUCCCGUAACCAUACGUCUUUGUGAGGUCAUGUCUCUCAAUCCGGUUCCUAUAUUAAUGUGUAUGGUUAUCUACUCGAACAUUGGUGGUGCUCUUACACCCGUGGGUGAUCCACCAAAUGUCAUCAUUGCCUCAAAUAGUUUUAUAUCCAAAAAUGGUGUUAAUUUUGCCAUAUUUACUUUACACAUGUUGCCAGGUGUCAUUUUGGUAAUGUUCCAAACUUAUAUACAAUUGAGAUUUAAGUUCCGCAACAUUAGCGAUUUGCAAUUCAAAGAAUCUCCCGAGAUCGAAGAGCUAAAACAUGAAAUUCAUGUUUGGAAACGGGCUGCCGCAAGUUUAUCCUCCUACUCCAAGGAUGAAGAGCUGGUAAGACAGACUCUGAAUAAGAAAGUAAAUCGUUUGAAGCGGUCUUUGAAAAAGAAAAUAUCCACCGCCAUAGAACCCACCAUUAAUUAUAAACAAACUUUGGAUCAUUUGCAAGCGAAGUAUCCCAUACGCAAUAAGCCGUUGCUUAUUAAAUGUUCUUGUGCCUUGGUUUUUGUGAUAAGUUUAUUCUUUUUGCACUCUGUUCCCGAAUUACAACGUCUCUCUUUGGGCUGGACUGCUCUCUUGGGUGCCAUAUUUUUAAUUAUUUUAGCUGACAUUGAAGAUAUGGAAGCCAUAUUGGCUCGUGUGGAAUGGUCGACUCUUCUCUUCUUUGCUGCCUUGUUUAUUUUAAUGGAGGCUCUGUCGGAGCUGGGCCUAAUCGAAUGGAUUGGUAAUAUGACGGAGAAUAUUAUAUUGGGCGUAAGCGAAGAGUCUCGUUUAAUGGUGGCUGUGUUAAUUAUUUUAUGGGUUUCAGCCAUAGCUUCAGCUUUCGUUGACAAUAUACCUUUGACCACAAUGAUGGUGAAAAUUACUAUUUCUUUAGCUCAAAAUAGUGCAUUGAAUCUACCAUUACAGCCUUUGGUAUGGGCAUUAGCAUUCGGAGCUUGUUUGGGAGGCAAUGGUACUCUCAUUGGUGCUUCGGCUAAUGUCGUGUGUGCUGGUGUUGCUGAGCAACAUGGUUAUAAAUUUACAUUCUUACAAUUCUUCAAAGUUGGUUUCCCGGUAAUGCUUGGCAGCAUCGUAGUGGCUACGGGUUAUCUGUUAGUAAGUCAUGUGUUGUUCGCAUGGCAUUGAUAAAAACUCUAAGAAGAAUUGCUAGACAAUUCUUCAACGCAACUAGUAGUUUCAAAUUUACCUCGUAAAAUGUGUUUUCUUUUGUUUGUUUUGUUUAAAUUAUAUUUAAAACAUAAUUGCCUUUUGUUUUGUUUUCUGUUUUAUUUUUUAUUUUAAUUAAAAAUUUAAUUAUAUUAAAGUGAGAAAUUAAUUGAAAUGAAAGAGUUACUAACAACGAGUUUCUUUUUUGUGUAUUUCUUCUGCUUUAUGUUGUUUUGCACAUUAUUUUUCAUCAUUAUUAAUUAAAUAAAUAAUUAAAUGAAUAAAUGUAAUUAUAUUUAAUAAUUAUGUAUGUACUAUAUCAUAAAAUUAAAUUAGGGCCCAAAAUUAAAAAUUUCACAUCAUGAGUGAUUUAAAUAAAAUUGAUUAUUGUACAACAAAUAAAUUAAAAUUCUAAAAAUUACAAAAUUAAAGUCAAGGUAUCACACACAAACAAUUUGAAGAAAAAUCAUUGUAAUUUAUGUGAAUUUAGUUUUUAAGAAAAAUAUUAUAAAAAAAAACGAAAAAUUAAGAAUUUCAUAAGUAGGGAAUUAAUUAAAUAAAUUAAAAUUAUUUAAAAACAAAUUCUAUUCUAUAUAAAACAAUAUAUUUUUAGGUACUAAAAAAAACUAGUGUCAGUUUAAAAUUAUUUAAUAAUAAACAAAAACAAUUAUAAAAUUAUUAACUGAGAUAAAAAAAAACAGAAAAUAAAUUGUACUAUUUUUACACUUGUUGUUAUUAUUUUUUUAUUAGAAAUUAAGUCGCAACUAUUGCCAUAAGUUCCCUUAAAAUAAAAUCUACAUUUUAAAUAAAAUAAAAUUGUUAAAUAGUUUAAUUAAAAACUGCAUUAUAUCAAAUUUCAAUUGUUAUUGGAAAUACAAAUAAAGUUAUAUUCUCAAAUCCAACAAA